This is a messenger RNA of Eucalyptus grandis, 3416 nucleotides long. RefSeq names its product putative receptor-like protein kinase At3g47110. Gene Ontology annotation, molecular function: protein binding; protein kinase activity; ATP binding. Lineage: Eukaryota; Viridiplantae; Streptophyta; Magnoliopsida; Myrtales; Myrtaceae. Gene Ontology annotation, biological process: protein phosphorylation. Bases 32 to 3112 code for a protein of 1026 amino acids. The record is from RefSeq and is a predicted model, not a curated record. The transcript has 2 exons.
UCAAGCUGAAAAAGCUUUGUUACUAAUCCUCAUGGACCUUGCCUAUAGAGAUCGGGUUUUAUCCAGGUUACUCUCAUGCAUAACUACCAUCAUUCUUCUAUUUGGGAGUGUCCUAGCUUUAGCAAAAACUGGCGUGGACGAGACCGAUCGGCUUGCUUUGCUGGAAUUCAAGGCCCGAGUGGUCGAUCCUGGCAGGGUUUUGAGCUCGUGGAAUGAUACUGUCCACUUCUGCGAGUGGUAUGGUAUUGCAUGCGGUCAUAGACACCGGAGAGUCACGGUAUUGGACCUCCACUCCAAGAAUCUGUCUGGGGCCAUGCCGCCACAUAUUGGUAACUUGAGCUUUUUGAGGGAAGUCCAUCUACAGAACAAUAGUUUCAGCUCUGAAAUUCCCCCACAAUUCGGGCGCUUGUUUCGGUUGCAGAAAUUGUUCCUAAAUAACAACUCAUUUAGCGGACAAAUCCCUUCGAAUCUCUCCCGUUGCUCUAAUUUGCUCUUUCUUCACUUAGGCUUCAAUGCCCUCGAAGGAAAUUUGCCUACAGAACUCAACUCCUUGUCCAAGCUCCAAGUACUCAUACUUGAAGUCAACAGCUUGACGGGAAACAUUCCGCUGUCCUUUGGAAACUUAUCCUCUCUUCAAGUCUUCACAGUACUGUUAAAUAACCUCAAUGGUGUGAUCCCAGAAACUCUUGGCCAGUUGAGAAAUUUAAAUGUCCUCGUUCUCGGCGUAAAUAAAUUUGUCGGUACGAUUCCUAUCUCAAUUUUCAAUAUAUCCACUCUAACAUCCCUUGAUGCAGCUGAAAACCAAUUAGAGGGGGGCUUGCCUAGUGACUUAGGCUUCACUCUUCCAAAUCUCAAGGGAAUCGGGAUGAGCGACAACUUCCUCACUGGACCCAUUCCUGAGUCAAUAUCGAAUGCCUCUAAUCUUGGUCAAAUCGAAAUUGUGUUGAACAAUUUUACCGGGAAAGUUCCUUCUUUCUCAAAGAUGAGAGGACUGUAUUGGUUUAGUAUUGGCCAAAACAACUUAGGAAGUGGACAAUCUGGUGAUCUUGAUUUCCUCUGCUCUUUAACCAAUUCCACAAACUUGGAAAUACUUUCCAUAGAGAGCAAUGCUUUUGGAGGACCAAUCCCUGACUGCAUCGGUAACCUCUCUAUUACCCUUUUGCAGUUUGGGUUAAGUUACAAUAAUAUUUCUGGAACCUUACCUUCUGGAAUUGGAAAUCUCAUCAAUUUGGAGUAUCUACAUAUGUGGGGCAAUAACAUCUCAGGAGACAUUCCUUCGGAGAUCGGAAAUCUGAACAAACUGAAGGAUUUGGAUCUCAACCAAAAUAAUUUCUCAGGGCAAAUACCAGAAUCCAUUGGCAAUUUGAGGAAGUUAAUCAAAUUGAACUUGAAGAGCAAUAAUCUCCAAGGCUCAAUACCGUUGUCUCUAGGAAACUGUCAGAAUCUAUUGCUCUUAGACCUUGCGACCAAUGACCUUAGCGGUUACAUACACUCAGAAAUUAUGAGCCUCUCAUCUUUGUCGAUUUAUCUCGACUUGUCUCAAAAUAGCUUGAUUGGGUCCCUUCCAGCAGAAGUUGGAAACUUGAAAAAUCUUGGCGAAUUAUAUCUUUACGAGAACAAAUUAUCUCAGCAGAUUCCAAGCAGUAUUGGUAGUUGUGUAUCUAUGCAACGUCUAUUUUUGCAAGACAACUUCUUGGAAGGGCCUCUCCCAUUGACUAUGAGUUCCAUGAGAGGCCUUCAGGUUAUGAAUGUUUCCAACAACCGACUUUCUGGCCAAAUCCCAAAAUUUCUAGGGUCACUGAAUUUGACGAAUUUGAGCUUAUCUUAUAACGAUUUCGAGGGUGCAUUGCCUAUAGGAGGAGUUUUCAAAAGUGCCAUUUCAACUUCAGUUGUUGGAAACAAGAAACUUUGCGGGGGGCUACCUAAUUUUCAACUUCCACCUUGUGACUACAAAGAGACAAAACAAACGGGAAUAAGCAAAACUGCAAAAAUUCUCAUAUCCAUGGCCUUUGCUCUCGUAGGAGUAACCUGCAUACUUUCUUUGUCAUACUUCUUUUGGGGUAGACACAAUAAGAAAGCAUCAACAUCAAGCUCUUCUAAAGAUGGGCUUUUGCAAGUUUCUUAUCACAAUCUACUGAAAGCGACGGGUGGAUUCUCCUCCACCAAUCUGCUUGGUGUGGGCAGUUUUGGGUCCGUGUAUAGAGGAAUUCUUGAUCAAACCCAGUUGAUUGUGGCCAUCAAGAUUCUUGACCUUACUCGUCAUGGAGCUUCCAAGAGCUUCAUAGCUGAGUGUGAGGCCUUGAGAAGAAUCCGACACCGUAAUCUUGUGAAGGUAAUCACGGCAUGUUCUGGGUUUGAUUUUAAUGGCAAUGAUUUUAAAGCACUAGUCUAUGAAUUCAUGUCGAACGGGAGCUUGGAUGAUUGGUUGCACCCAACUACAUCGCAAUAUACAGCCAGAAGCAAGUUGAGUCUACUUGAGAGAGUAAACAUUGUCAUUGAUGUUGCUUGUGCACUAGAUUAUCUCCAUCAUCACUGUGAAAUGCCAAUAAUUCAUUGUGAUCUUAAGCCAAGCAAUGUCCUUCUCGACAAUGAAAUGAUUGGACAUAUAGGUGAUUUCGGCCUUGCUAGGUUCCUCCCAGAAGCAACACAUAAGUUACUAGUCGAUCAAUCUAGCUCUAUUGGAGUAAAAGGAUCUUUUGGCUAUGUGGCUCCAGAGUACGGUGUGGGAAGUGCAGUAACCACAGAAGGGGAUGUGUAUAGCUUUGGUGUCCUUGUUUUGGAGAUGUUCACAGGCAAGAGGCCGACCGAUGACAUGUUUGAAAAUGGGCUGAACCUUUAUGGCUUCGCAAAGGCAGCUCUGGUAGACAGAGUGGAAAAGGUAAUCGAUCCUGUUCUACUUCAGGAAAACCACGAGGCGGAGAAGAGACAAGCCGUCGCUCUGAAUGGAAAGAACAAAAGCUGGUUCAGUACUUUGGAGUGUUUGGCUUCAAUCAUCGAACUAGGAGUCAAUUGCUCUUCCGAGUCUCCAAAAGAACGAAUGGACAUGGGCAAUGCAUUGACUAAACUCCAAGGAAUCAAGAAGAAACUUCUUGAGUUCAUCGCCAAUGCCUAGUUGAUGUAAAAUCUGAACUUCAUAUAGAGUCAUGUGGUCUUCAUGGUCAUUGCUUUGUCUAGACUAGGACGUGGAAUUUGGCCAAAUUUGGCCAUUCGUAGACAAUUUGAAUCUGGGGAGAGCAAAACUACAAGUGAUGGAGACUAUUGGCUUAGCAACCCAAGGAAGACCAAAAUAUUUUAUGUUGUUUCAAGCAAAAGAUCACCGUCCUUCAGCUGUGUGAAAAAUAAAUGUACUUUGUUUUGCUUUAGCAUAAAAGAUAGAAAUGUAUCCUGUUUGAGAGUUGCACCAAGAAAAUGUAAUA